Molecule: messenger RNA, 531 nt
Organism: Ilex paraguariensis (yerba mate)
Lineage: Eukaryota; Viridiplantae; Streptophyta; Magnoliopsida; Aquifoliales; Aquifoliaceae
Source: the annotation of a GenBank genome assembly
AUGGACAUGGCUCAACAAAUCCAAGACAGAACAACUGUGGUGAAGGGAGUUCCAAUUGUCGAGACUAGUAAUAAGUACUUUUGGUUCAAUCGACCCCAAUGGAUUCUUUUCUUGAUACAUUUCACCUUAUUCCAGAACGCCUUCCAGAUGGCUUACUUUCUGUGGAUAUGGAUGGGUUCCCACAUGAAGCAGGCAAUCUUUGAAGAGCAGACAGCAAAGGCUCUAAAGAAAUGGCAGAAGACAGCAAGGGACAAAAGAAAGUUGAGAAAAGCAGAAGCAGAUAUUCCAUCUGGUUUAAGAAGUGGAGAGAACACCCCAAGCCAAGGCUCAUCACCCUUAUAUUUGCUCCACAAAAACAAGCACAACUCUGCGGACAUCGAAAGCGAUCUCAACUCUCCCCAAGCAUACCGGUCCGAGACCGAGUUAUCGGAGACAGAAGGCCCUUCUCUUCUUUCCAGUCCUAACUCACCCAGAAAUCCAACAAGAAAUGUAGAUGACCCUAAUGGUAAUUUCUCUUUUUCCCAGGGAUAA